Ceratotherium simum simum (southern white rhinoceros) is the source of this 1404-nucleotide messenger RNA. The record is from RefSeq and is a predicted model, not a curated record. NCBI's taxonomy places the organism in Eukaryota, Metazoa, Chordata, Mammalia, Perissodactyla, Rhinocerotidae.
AUGCUGCGCCGGAUAUGGGGCUUCCUACAGCCCACCCGGGCUGGCCAGGAGUACGAAUCCGACCGCCUUUUCGAAGAGCUUUUCCAGAAGCUGGACCACCAUGGGGACGGGAUGGUGGACAUCAUGGAACUGCAGAGAGGACUGGAAGCUAUGGGCAUCCUUCUAGGCCAGGACGAGGAGAUAAUUUUAAAAUCUAUUGAUAUCAACACACAUAAUCUGCUGAACCUUGGCACAUUUAUGCAGUACCUUAAAGAUAAUGAGAAAAAAAUGAAGUUGACUUUUAAGAGUUUGGACACAGAUAAUGAUGGAGUGAUUGGUACUUCAGAAAUUAUCAGUGCUCUCAACUUAAUAGGUAUAUAUAUUUCUGAAAAAGAGGCAGUGAAGAUUCUUGAAAGCAUGGACGUUGAUGGGUCAAUGACAGUGGACUGGGAUGAAUGGAAGAAGUAUUUUUUAUUUAAACCUGCAAGAAAUGUUGAGGAAAUUGCCCGUUACUGGAACCGUUUUACUGGAAUUGAUAUGGGAGAUAGAUGGACUUUUCAUAGUUUAAUUGAUGAAGAAAGAAAAUCUGGCCUGUUAUGGAAGUAUCUGUUGGCUGGAGGCAUAGCGGGUACUUGUUCUCGAACGUGCACAGCACCAUUAGAGCGUCUAAAAACCCUAGUGCAGGUUUUAGAAACACAGAAUGUGAAGAUAAUAAGCCGUUUAAUAGAGAUGGUGAAAGAGGGUGGAGUCAUUUCUUUGUGGAGAGGAAAUGGUGUGAAUGUUCUCAAGAUUGCUCCUGAAACAGCUGUUAAGGUCUGGUUGUAUGAACAGUAUAUGAAGUUUCUUUCUUCUGAAGGAGUCAAAUUAGAAACUAUUGAGAAGUUUGCUUCUGCUUCUUUGGCUGGUGCUACUGCACAGUCUUUUGUUUACCCCUUAGAGGUUUUAAAAACUAAUUUGGCUAUAAGUAGAACUGGACAGCACUCUGGGAUAUUGGAUUGUGCCAGGAAGAUUUGGAAGAUUGAAAGGGUUACAGGCUUUUACAAAGGUUAUAUUCCUAGUCUUCUGGCUGUCGUACCAUAUGCAGGCAUAGAUAUUACUACUUAUGAGCUUUUGAAGACUCAUUGGCUAAACACUUAUGCAGAAGACCCUGGGUUGCUGACUUUGAUGGGAUGUAGUGCCUUUUCUAACUUUUGUGGUCAGUUUGUCAGCUACCCUCUGAACCUAGUGAGAACUCGCAUGCAGGUUCAAGGCAUAAUAGGAGUCCCACAGCUAAAUAUGAUCAGUGUCUUUUCUCAAAUUUAUAAAAGAGGUGGAGUGACAGGAUUUUUCAGAGGCAUGACUCCAAAUUUCUUGAAGUUGCUUCCUUCAGUAUGCAUAAACUGUAUAGUUUACGAAUCAAUAAAACCACUCUUGGGAAUAGCAUAG